CACCAGCUCAUGGUGUAAGAGAGCCCAUAUUUCACUACCAACCUGGAAGAAAUUCAUCAUCACGAUACAUGCAGCAGGCGUCUGAGGGAAAACAUGUCGGAAAUAUAUUUUGCUGGUGCUAUUGCAGCAUUUACAGUAGAUGUCUUGGUCUACCCUCUCGAUACCAUCAAGACUCGUUUGCAGAGUCAAGAUUACCUCAAGACAUAUUCUUACAGCUCGAAAAAGAACAUAUGGGCUGUACGAGGACUCUACCAAGGGAUUGGAAGUGUAGUCCUGGCUACUCUUCCAGCAGCGGGUCUAUUCUUCUCGACAUAUGAGAGCGCCAAACGCAUCAUCGGCAAUGCGACGCCAUUACCACAACCUCUAGUUCACUCAGCAGCCUCGGGUGUGGCAGAGAUGGCAUCCUGCUUAGUCCUCGCACCAGCAGAGGUCAUCAAGCAAAAUGCCCAGAUGCUGCAAAAUGAUAGUCAUGGGGUUGGACGAUCUGGAUCUUCUACCUCCUUACAAGCAUUCCGUCAGUUGACCGGUGAUGGAGUAUCACGUCGCCUUUUUACAGGCUACACAGCACUCGUCGCACGAAAUUUACCAUUCACAGCUCUUCAAUUUCCUAUAUUCGAGCAUGUGCGAGCAACAUAUUGGAAAUCGCGAGGCUCCGGUUCUAGGGAGCCGGGGCUGAUCGAGACGGGGCUCGCUACGGGUUUAAGUGCCGGAAGUGCGGGAUCAAUAGCUGCUUUCAUAACGACACCGAGUGAUGUCGUCAAGACGAGGAUGAUGUUGAGCGCCGGAAAUCAGAGCGAGAAUUCGACACAAGGCCAGAGCGAAGUCGCAGCCAAGAUGGAGGGAAAGCAACCAAAGAAGGGGGCGUGGACUGUCUCGAGGGAGGUUUACCAAGAGAGGGGAGUGCGGGGAUUCUUCCGGGGUGCGGCUCUGCGAUCUGGGUGGACGAUGCUAGGGAGUGGACUCUAUCUGGGGUCGUAUGAGAUGGCCAAAGUUUGGUUGAGAAGGGGAAAGACAGAUGUGGAGGACGAUGUUCCGUUGUGAUGGUGCGCGAUAUUAGUUGUGAUAGACCAAUUAGACAUUCAACCAUAUGUUCUAGCGAUUUCUAUAUCAAUUGACUGACAUAAAGACCCCAAAGGAUUAUAUCACA
Fusarium odoratissimum NRRL 54006 is the source of this 1147-nucleotide messenger RNA. RefSeq lists its product as uncharacterized. Bases 94 to 1041 code for a protein of 315 amino acids. NCBI's taxonomy places the organism in Eukaryota, Fungi, Ascomycota, Sordariomycetes, Hypocreales, Nectriaceae. Gene Ontology annotation, cellular component: mitochondrial inner membrane. The record is from RefSeq and is a predicted model, not a curated record. Gene Ontology annotation, biological process: transmembrane transport. The transcript is spliced from 3 exons. Gene Ontology annotation, molecular function: S-adenosyl-L-methionine transmembrane transporter activity.